UGUCAGCACCAUUGGAAGUUGACAAGUUACUAUGUAUCAACUUCCGCUUCGUCGUCAUCACCGGAAGUUGAUAUAGUGGACUUGGUUGUUGUUGCUUUUUAAAUACAUUCUCCUUUCCUACGCUAACGUUUGGAAAUCGUUCCGAGUAACUUCAUUGCAUUUAUAAACGUAUUUUGCCCCCCAAAAAACAACCAGAUCCAAUUGUAAAGGUGUUUCUAUCACUAUUAUGAUAUUAAUUUGCUUGUGCCGUCUCUUGAACAUAAAUUGAAGUUCGUUGUUGGAUUUAAAAGUGACAGCAAACCACACUACAAACCACAUCAGUUUCAUAUCUCUUUCAGACUGACAUCAUCCAUGUCUGAGGGGAAAGAUAUGUUUCCCCGAUCAACGAUCCAAGAAGCCAACCGGCACUUGCAGGCACUCUACCACAGAGUUGAUGAACUGGAAAGCAUCAUAAAUGAGCAACAGUUGAAGCAGUUGGCUGCCGAUGAAGCCUUUAAAGAAAAAAUAAAUGAAAUCAAUCGCAGUCAUGACACUGAAGUGAAGGUGUUGGACAUGAGAUUAAGAGAUUUAGAAAAAGAUGUUGAAACUCUGACAGAAACAAUCCAUCAAAAGGAUUUCCUCUUGGAGAAGUUAACCUACCAGUGCCAACAUCUUGAGACCAUUCUUGGUUACCAAAGUUCUCUACGGGAUCUCCUUGAGACAAUGGAAUCUUCCAGCAUAAGUGUCGAUAGUGCAAGAAUGACACGUCCUCUUUCAGAGAAUUCUACCUCUCUGAAGAACGGAGACAUUGAAAACUCUUCACCAUUCCCUUCAUCGUCAUCUUCUUCCUCGCACAAGGCGGUUCUAGAAUAUUCUGUGACUGAAUUCAGUGACAACGAGUCACCUGUGAAUGAGCGUAAAAAAAAGAAUUUUACUACUAAAGACAAGGAAUAUUAUCUAUAAAAAAUAUUAUUUAUAAAAGCAUUAUUCAUGAAAAAGAAAGAAUACAAGCUAGGGAUAUUUAGCUAUUAUCUACUUGAAUACACUUUUACUUGUGUGUUCAUGUGUUUUUAUGUUCAGAAAUGUAAAACACUUCAAGGAACCUGUGUAUUCACUUAAGAUCCCAUCUGUGCUACAAUGAUGUGGAUCUUUUGAGUAGAAGAAAGGAUCCUUGAAUAGAAGUCUGCUAGAAUAUUAAUCUGUUUUUAUCCUUGUCCUUCUCUUUUUCUCUCUUUCUCUUUCUCUCCCUCUCUCUCUCUCUCUCUCUCUCUCACUAUAUAUAUAUAUAUAUAUAUAUAUAUAUAUAUAUAUAUAUAUAUAUAUGUAUAUAUAUGUAUAUGUAUGUAUGCAUGUAAAACGUAUACACAGUUACCUCUAUAAUACUGGUAAUAAUUAUUUUUUACAUUCCACAUUUCAUUUCCAAAUUAACUUAAACGCUUGAUUUGCAUAUUACUGCAGCAUCACAGUACAGCAAUCAAACAACUAAACAGCUAAUGAUUUUUUUUUUUUUUUUGUUUCCUUCUAAAACAUAAAUGUUCCAUUUUGUGGGUCAGGCAAAGGUAGAAAAGAAAAGCAUAUGCUUUUCUUUUCGUUAUUUAUUCCUUUUCUUUUUUAACUUUUUAUUGAUCUUACUAAUUUAUUGUUUAUUUCAUUUGUUUUUUAUAAGCUUGUACAAUGGGACAUUAGACACCUCUUGUAACGUCUGGUAG
Octopus sinensis (East Asian common octopus) is the source of this 1688-nucleotide messenger RNA. RefSeq lists its product as uncharacterized. NCBI's taxonomy places the organism in Eukaryota, Metazoa, Mollusca, Cephalopoda, Octopoda, Octopodidae. The transcript is spliced from 3 exons. The record is from RefSeq and is a predicted model, not a curated record. The coding region runs from base 352 to 942 and encodes 196 amino acids.